AUGCAACGUUAUUUCUUUAUCCUAUUAAACUUAACAAUGUUGUUAAUAUUUUUACUUGUAUUAGGUCGUCUUGUUAAUGAUAAAUAUAUUAAUCGUUUGAAUGAUCGUAAUCAUACAAUGAAUGCUAAUGAAACAACAACAUCAGAUGAAACAACAUCAUUGAAUGGUAAUGAAUUGAUUGAAAAAACAUUGGAAUUUCCAAAUCAAACAUCAAUGACAACAUUGUUAAUCGAAUCAAGUAUUUGGGAUGAUUUUUUUCAAUCAAUCAAUCUUAGUGAAAGUCAUGAUCAGAUUAGAUGUUUAAAACCAAUUCUAUCGAAUAUAAUUGAUUUUCUUUAUAUAAUUGUUGUUUUUGAUGAAUUAGUACCAAUCAUUUAUCUAUUGAUACGUGGACGUAAAUUGAUAAAUUUAAUCAUAAGAAUACCAUAUAUUGAUGAAUUUGAUCAUUCAAAAAGAUUUGCAUAUCGUUCAUUAGCAAUUGCAUUUAUAACAGCAUUAUUUAUCAAUAUAAUUGGCUUUAUUUCAUUUAAUCAAACAUCUAAACAGAUUAUAAUGGAUCCGGAACAAUAUUUUAGUUCACGUUUAUUUACAUUGAUUGCACCAAUAUUCAAUACAUUUCUUUUCGUUUAUUUAUCAGUUAUUCCAAUAAUGUUUAUCUAUACAAUGAUGUUAUUUAAAUUUGUAAUCGAAAAAUUAUUGAAUACAUUUGCUGUGGUCAAUUUGGAUGAAAUAUUAAUGUUAAAAUUGAAGACAAAAUUAUCCGAUCUAAAUGAUCAAUUCAAAGAAAUUAUACCGAAAUUUGCAUUACCAUUGACCAUACAUUUUGCAACAAAUAUAUUCAUUAUUAUAAGUUCAGCAUGUUAUCUUAUGAUUGAUCUUGGACCCGAAGGUACAACAAAUACAGCAUUCAUAUUUAGUUUGGGUAUAUUUUCAUUUUUACGUUUAAUUAUUGUUGCUUGUUAUGGUAAUCUACCGACAAAUAUUUGUCGUGAUCUAAUUCGUACUGUAUAUGAAAAUCUUGAACAAUGGAGUUUAAAUGAAUGGAUGUGUUUUAUGGAAUUGAAACGUUUACGUAAAGAAUUUACUGUAUCAAUAUUUUCAAUGUAUACUGUACGACAAUCAUCAAUAUUGGCAAUGUUAGGUUUUGCAUUGAAUUAUAUUGUCAUUUUAUUACAAACAGAAAAUUAUCCAUCAGCAAAUAAUUCAACCAUAACAUCGAAUAUGACAAACGAAACAAUUAUCGAUGAUUUAAUGAAUGAAAAUAAUCUAACUAAACAAAUAUUAGACUAG
Molecule: messenger RNA, 1290 nt
Organism: Dermatophagoides pteronyssinus (European house dust mite)
Lineage: Eukaryota; Metazoa; Arthropoda; Arachnida; Sarcoptiformes; Pyroglyphidae
Source: RefSeq, a predicted model, not a curated record